CCAUCUGCAGAAUUUCUUAUCGAUCUCACCACAUUUCUCACAGUUAUCCCUAGCGUCUCAAAUGUCACCUUCUCGUCCCAUUUAAGUAAAAAGGUGCCGAAGGUCACGGGAAACUUGGGCAAAGCACAAGAGACUUGUCUAAAAGCAACUACAAAAAAGUACAGUCGAACAUAUAUAAAAUCGUUAUAGGAUCAAGAGAUUAAUUAAUCACUGUCAAUAUCCCCUUAUCAGAGCGAAAGCUUUCACACGGUAGCCAAGAUAACGUGUAACGACGUAGACCUGACUACAGCCCUGAGUAGGCCCGGCGCACCCCCACCCACCAGCUUGGGAGCGUCGCGACGGAGUUUCGCCGCCCAGUGCGGGGGUGCCGCUCGUUCAAGCUGCCGCAUUUCGCGUUACGCUCACUUUUCGUCUGGACUUAGCAAGACGCGUAUAACAAACCGCCAACACUCUAUACACUUCCAACACUCCACUCUCGACUUUUAUUACGGUACAUUCAACGAGAGUUGAAAGGACACUCGUCAUCAAAGGAACAUAACGAAAAGUUCACGCGUAUUACAAACGGUCUAUCGGAUCCAUUUUGAAAGUUUUCGUGACCGAGGGGACACUUCUUGGAUGGAUGUCCCGUGACCUAAGGACUCCAGGAAACAGCUGCAAAGGCCUCCAAGCUGACACGGAAAGCGAUCGCGUGAGAUAGGUUGUCCGUGAAUAUUUCAAUACGUAUCGAUCUCCGGACACGUGCGCGUACGCGUUGCCAACAUUUCAGGUCCAAGUGCACGAGUCAAAAUUGGUCCCAUAUUCUCCCACGUACGGUUCUUAUGAAUUCUUUUUUCUACGGCUGACUUUACACUGCUAGACAGUUUGACGCGCGUUGCUUCCUUUGGCUGAGUUCCACAAGCUUUUCUUCGCGAGAAAUAUUUAUAUUAUUCGUGCAUAUCAUCGUGAAUAUCACUAACAAUGCGCCCUCUGCUAUCCAUCCGCAAUUGGCUCGUUGGAAUAAUUUGGUACUCGGACUCGCGUGCCGAUGCGUUCCUCGGGCGAAACACGUAGAACUGGUGGAGGCUUCGGCACGCGUCACUGUAAUACCGAUCGAACGAUCAAAGUGACAGGACGAGUUAUUCGUGGCUACUCUGUGCCAUCUCCUGCCGGUUGACUCGUGCAAUACUAUAUUGGUCUACAUUGUUCAUGAUUGACUAACGGGAAGGAAGGUUCCGCAGUGCUUUGUCGCAACAGUUGUUCAGCACAAGAUCAAUCGUAAAAGCUUUUUGCUAUUAAUGUCGCGUUUCUGUGCCAACCAAACAGUCCCCUGUGGUACGUCGACUCGCUAUUGACGUUUGAUCCUUAAUUUUCUUUAACGGCUUGUCUCGUCAAAACUAGCGAACAGCAGCAGUGUCAAAAUCAGUAAUGAUCCAGGAAGUGCAGUAAUAGACAUGUGUGGCAUGACUAACUUGAAGAUUCUUAAUUAUCGGUGAUACGCUCAGUUCAUGAAUCCUUGAGAUCUCUCUUCGGACGGGAUAAUAAGAGAGAAUGAGAAAGAAAGAGAGAAAUUUGAAGAGUAGCCAAAAACUACGAUACACGAUUUCCUGUGUGUUGAGAAUGAAAGUGAGAGGGAGCAAAGGGGUUAAGUGAGAGCAAAGGACAUAGAUCUAUAAGAGGGAAAGUAAAAGGGUCGGUGGAGGAGGGUGAAGAUGGAUAUGCGCAGAUGUAAAGAAGGGUGGUCUUAAGGAUACAUGAAGCCGUUCAAUGAGCUAGGGAGAGACUGAGAGCCAGUCCUAGGAUCUUCACACAAGAGCACCACACACUCUACUACUUCACCCAACUUGGUACCCCAAUCUGCCCUCAAUCAUGAAUCUUAUGUUCCGCAAGAACUUCGCGGGUGAGAAGGGCCCGGGUGCCGGUGGCGAACGUGCGGGCGUUGGUUCGUGCGGGACCGGAGUGAGUCCAGGUAUCGUUGGGUCCUGCGGAGCCGGCGGGGCCCGUUUAGGGGUUCGCGGAGCCUCUACCGUUGGAGUACGCGGCCCUGUGCGCCGUAGCAGGGAAUUCGGGUACUACCCGAUGGAGGAGCAUCCGACGCACUCAUACCGCACUCAUCUCUUCCUGUCACCACCCGCAGGUGGAACCACCAGUGCGGGGCCAGAUGAGCUCACCGAGCGACUCGGCCCCGGACCACGACGCAAUUCCGGACCUCUCAUCAGAUGGGGUGGCGGCACUGCCGGCGGAUCUGCCAGUAUCAAUAAAAGGAAACAGAAUGGCAAUCAGCCCAAGGAACCAUCGGAACCACCAACUCCGACUGCUUCGCGACAGGUAUCAUUCAGCGGUAAUCGAACGUCAGGAACGUAUACACCUCUUGUGGUGUCCGGAAACAGCCCCCCAAGAGGAGAACCAAUUUCAUUAGCUACCCUCGACCGUGACUGCUUUAUCAUUCCUCUCGCAUCCUUGGAACGAUUUCUUCCCGCUGGAGUGCCGCACGCCCCUAUCGCUGAUAAGAAGAAACCUGGCAGCCCAUUAUCGGUUCUUGAGGUGGAGGAUCCGAAGCAGUGUGUUUUGGCACAUUUCAUGACACCCUUAGAGCCUCUCGAUCCACUGGUCGAAUCGCCGCUAUCACGACCCUUGGUUUUGCAGCGAGACACCGCUGCGGAAUUGGUUGCGGAAAUUGCGCCGUCCGCUUCGCAAAGUAUACUGUUGACUAAUAUGGAGAGAAAUGCCGAUUUCCCAUUCAUCACGUACUAUUUGAUAAAUAAACAGUCCACGGAUCCUGUUGACUUUUAUCAUGAAGUCCAGUGCGCCGCCUUGAGGAAAUUUGAUCCAAGGGAUCUGAGGUACGCCGCCAGUCAUACUCUUGAUCUUUUUAACGAAGUCGCAACAAUUGCGAGACCGCCUUUAGAACCACCUGGUGGGAGACCGCCGAUUCCGUCCACCGGAUACAUCGUUUCCAUUUUCAAAGUGUUCGAGGGCGAUGAUGGAUUAAAAUUCGAACAGAAUUGGCUCUACUGGACCGGUGCUCGUAUGAUAUACCGGUACCUGCCAAAAUCUGUUGGUCUAAGACGUAUCACCUUACACAAGUCCAUGUCUCAAGGAGACAAGAUGUAUCUGUUGAUCUGCGAAUGUUCUCAACUUCAGGAUAACCUCUCAGCAGCCGCCAUAUUGUUACCGGCUCUGAGAGCACGACUUUGCGGUUACACAGGUCUUUACAGGCCAUCCGUGUGCUUCUGAUUUUACACAAAGGAAUUCCCAAUCGUGUGGGACGUCAUUCAUAUCACGUUGAAUUUGUACUUCGAAUUUACACCGCGCCCCCCUACCUACUCUCUGAUAAAAUGAUGCCACGUGGUCCAGCUUUUGUAAAACAAAAAUGGUAAAUGGCAAAUUUUUUACUACACGACAUAACGAAUUACAUAUCAUACUCGAUAAUGCUGUGAUUUCGAAUAAUAUAUAUCACACACAUAUGGUCUGUUUACGAGUUCAGUGUGCUUUUUUGACAGAUCGAAAACAAUGAAAUUCUCAAGCAAGCCAUACAUGGUUUUACAUAAAAUAUUUGUUACCUAGUAUGCACGGGCAUGUUCUCUUACACUGAAAUAUAUUGACUUUCUAUUUUAAAAUAUAUUUUCAUGACUCUAUGGAAAGCCAAAUAUGAUUUGUUAAGGAUUUCAUUGUUUGAUAAUUAUCAAAAAAUGUAUUGACGUAGAUGGACUCUAUACACCGCACACAGGUACUCACGGUCAAACACUUUUCUUCGAUACUCAUUUCGAAGUAUGAAUUUAGUCAUUAAGUAGGCUGCUAUCAAGUAUGACUCGAUAGAUUAACCUUAUUGAACUUUUAAAUAAUAAUAGAUCGGCUUUCGGCCGUUUCCUAUAACGCGCAAUACCUCGAUGCCUAGGAUUGUAUAUUGAUAAUAGUAAUUCCGGUAGACAUUUUUGUCGAGAAGAGAAAUGAAACAAUGCCAGUGCUGUGCAAUAUUAGGCGACUUUUAAUAAUUAGAAGUUUAUAGUUAUCGAUGAGGGUGAGUUUAGAAAUAUAUAUGCAUAUAUAUAUAUAUUAUAGAGGGUGAGUUUGCAUGGUAGUACAAAUUAAUAGUUGAUACGCUUGUUGCAGAGAGACAAUAUAGUUAGGCGAUUGCGCAGGCGCAAUUUGUUACUAAUGACAUAGAUUUUUAUUAAAAUUUGUCAUAUUCUUACGAUACCAUUGUACUCACUGACCAUGAAACAAGAGCACUGACAGCCUUGCAAUUGUACUGUGAUCGCGUGUAUCACGUAUGAUACACGUUCAUACAUAUACGAUUAAACGCAAACUGUGAUUGCAUAAUUGGAACGUUAAGUAUGAAUAAUUUCAAUAUGAAUAAUUCUUGGACAAAGUUAUUCUGUCACUGAGAAUCUUACUCUUUGCAUACCACCGACGUGGGGUAGAAUGAUAAUUCUUCAGGGUAACUUGGCAUGUUAUCAUGAUAGCUUUAAGCCACUUAUUUACUUAGAUAAUUACUGUUAUGAUUCUCACAACACAUUGUUGUGAUUUUUUAACAGGACAGAUUAUGACAUUUCGAUAGGCAAUAAUUAUAUAGAUAAUUAAGGAAAUUACAUACAACAAACCAUCAAAUAAAUCAGAGCUAACAUUUUA
Cephus cinctus (wheat stem sawfly) is the source of this 4608-nucleotide messenger RNA. RefSeq lists its product as uncharacterized. The transcript is spliced from 6 exons. The coding region runs from base 1846 to 3213 and encodes 455 amino acids. NCBI's taxonomy places the organism in Eukaryota, Metazoa, Arthropoda, Insecta, Hymenoptera, Cephidae. The record is from RefSeq and is a predicted model, not a curated record.